AGGGAGGACAGUUGGUUCUGGCUGAUAUAAAUGCCCUCCAAAUGGUUUCUCACACUCAACCAGGAGGACCUGAAGUUGUCACACACGGACAGACACGGAUACAAACGGACUACUGCCGCCGCAUCAGGACCGGGAGGAACACUCACACUGCGAGUCCACCACCAGCUACCUCGAUUCCGCAGUUACUUUACUUUUUUGUGAAUUGAAUUCCCUUUCGUAUCGAUGAAGGAACGCCGUUCGGUUCAGAGAUCAGCGCUGAAGCCUGCCCUAGACCCCCCGCAGAGCGUCACGUGUAAGGUUGUGGUGGUGGGCGACAGCCAGAGCGGGAAGACCGCGCUGCUCCACGUGUUUGCGAAGGACUGCUUCCCCGAGAGCUACGUACCCACCGUGUUUGAGAACUACACAGCGAGCUUCGAGAUUGACAUGCAGCGCAUCGAGCUCAGCCUGUGGGACACUUCAGGGUCUCCGUACUACGACAAUGUCAGACCACUGUCCUACCCGGACUCGGACGCCGUGCUGGUCUGCUUCGACAUCAGCCGGCCCGAGACCCUGGACAGUGUACUGAAGAAGUGGAAGGCAGAGAUCCAGGAGUUCUGCCCGAGCACCAAGGUGCUGCUGGUGGGCUGCAAGUCGGACCUGCGCACCGACCUCAGCACCCUUGUGGAGCUGUCCAACCAGAGACGGAACCCCGUGUCCUACGACCAGGCGUCCAGCAUGGCCAAGCAGAUCUCGGCGGUAUACAUCGAGUGCUCGGCGCAGCAGUCGGAGAACAGCGUUCGGGACAUCUUCCACGUGGCAACGCUGGCCUGCGUCAACAAGACGGCCAAGGAGGGCAAGCGGGCUAAGUCCCCGCGGCCCCCACAGCGCGCCUCGUACAUGCCCAGUCGGCCGAAGCUGCCCGCCGACACUGCCGACCUCCGCAAGGACAAAGCCAAGAGCUGCUCGGUCAUGUGACUGCAGGACUGUCGCAGAGAGGGCCUAUUGGACCCGGUCGACGGAAGGGGUCAUGUGACAUUGAGGGGCAGCGAUGGAGAGCAAUGCAUGAUGGGAGAGGGGUGCUGGGGGAGUGGCUCUUCGCCGGACACUCCUGGUUGAGCUGGAGUUGGCUCUGUUGUUCGAUACCUUUGACAUUCAAACAGUUCCGUUUCCAUAGAGACGCGGUGAGACCCUCCACCUGGACAUGGAAGGAGGAACGACUCAUUAGGAUAGGACUGCCUAGCAACUGGCCUACCCGCAUCCUCCCCCUCCCCCUCCUCCCACACAUCCCCCUCGUCCUGAAACAGGGGGAAGAGGAAGUGCUCUCUAUCACAGCCGGGCACUUCCUGUAUCAACUUCUCUCCACACCCCUCCCCUCCACCCCUGCACCCGGAAGUGACCCGUUUCCUCAGAGGUUCGUAGAGGAGGAGUCGGCUCCCUGCACCCAUUCCACCACCAGCUCCACCCCAAAUGGAAGAGGAUGAGUUGGCUCACUACAGCACCUCCACCACCAGCUCUACCCCGACAGGAAGAGGAGGAGGCAGCUCACUGCACCACCUCCACCACCAGCUCCACUCCGACAGGAAGAGAGGAGGUGGAGGAUGUAGUGUUGGUGUCGGGUUGGGAGGUCGGUGGUCAUGUGACCACUGCUCACCACGUCAUGCAGGAAGGCGACGGCGACAUGUGGUGGAUGUUGUCGUGGUGUUGGGUUCCUAGGGCCUAUUCUGCUACUUGUAUUUCUUAGGAAGUGGUCUCUCCGGUGCGGGCUGGUGUCCGGGCGGUAGAGCCGCUUGUUAUUUUGCAGUCUGUUUGUCAUCGUAUCCGCCCUCUUUGUCUCUUCUGUCGAUGUCAUACCAAAGAACAUCAAUUAUAUCGUUUUUUUCCCGCUCUGAUCCAAAAGGACUGACCGGCGAAUGAUCAAUUCUUUCAGACAAACGCCUCGAGCCGAGUCCGCAACAUGAACUUGUGGAGAGAACUAGUUCUGGUGAGAACUAGUGAUUGUUAAACCAGCGAAAGGCCCCACAGUGUGAAUAUCGGGUUGUUCUGUAAAAUAGUGCAGAACCUCGACAAAUAUUCUUGUCUUUACCCCAAGACCUCUGAGAACGUAUGAUUGUUCAGUGGAACUCAGCUACUUCUCACACAUACCAUCAAACCAGAAUGAUAAACUAACUGCUGUGACAAUUCAAACAAAAAACAAAGACAGUACUGUCAGAGAUCAAAUAUUUAUCAACUAACUAAUAAAAAACAAAUGCACAUUUUUGGGGUCAUAUAUUUUUUAUAUUUGUAACAAUAAUUUUGCUAGCUAUACAUUUAGAACAAAAUGUAGUUCAAUAUAAUUUUUUGGGAAUAUUUGAAUAUCUGCGCAAUCGCUGUGCUUGGAAAUCAAUGAACUCUGCCAAACUUUAUUGGCACACAAAAAAAGCUGAAAUGAUAAUACUGCUUUCAAGUCUUGCCAGUUUGACUGUGAAGCUGUUUGGUUUUCCCUUCCAUAAAAGUAUUUUUUCUAGAGCUGUCAGUUAAACGCGUUAUUAACGGCGUUAACGCAAACCAAAUUUAACGGCGUCAAAAAAUAUAACGCACGAUUAACGCAAUUAUUUUAUAAAAUAAAAUAAAAAAUAAAAAUAAAAAAAAUCUUUGGCUCAAAACAAAGAAGCAGUAGCCUGACUGCUAUGUUCAAAUGACAUUUGUUCAAUGCAGUCGUUUAAUUGCACUAUAGGCUCUUUUUUUGUAUCAUCCUGUUUUGAUCAGUAUAUGCCAAUGUUGUUAUCAAUAAAAAAUCAUUUGCACAAGGCAAGCCGAUGCACUUCACCAUGUUGAUAAGAGAAUUAAAAUGAGAAGAAUUAUGGGACAAAAAAAUCAAGGGAUAUUUAGCAUAGAAAAAUAAUUUGCGAUUAAUCGCGAUUAAUCGUGAGUUAACUAUGACAUUAAUGCGAUUAAUCACGAUUAAAUAUUUUAAUCGCUUGACAGCUCUAAUUUUUUCUAAUGUCUGUUGAUAUCUUUCACAUCGAUGUUUGCACAAUAUUUAUAGAACAAUUCUUUCCCUUUUCAAUAAAUAACUGAAAACAGAAUUGUUUGUUUGAUUAUGUAAACGUGGCAAUUCAAGGAGUCAAACAAGUAUGUCCUUUAAUGCAGGGUUUCUCAAGCUUUUAUUACUGAGGCCCGGUAAUGCAUAUUUGAAAUAUUUUCACAGCCAGUUAUAAGGAGGGGGGAUGGACCACAGAUACUGUCGGACUGUUGGAACACAGAUACUUCAGGACCAUUAUUAAGAAUCUAAACACAUUUUUAUUAAUAGACAGUAACAGUCUAAC
This is a messenger RNA of Gadus macrocephalus (Pacific cod), 3284 nucleotides long. Its product is annotated as rho-related GTP-binding protein RhoE-like. NCBI's taxonomy places the organism in Eukaryota, Metazoa, Chordata, Actinopteri, Gadiformes, Gadidae. The record is from RefSeq and is a predicted model, not a curated record. Bases 223 to 954 code for a protein of 243 amino acids. Gene Ontology annotation, biological process: small GTPase-mediated signal transduction. The transcript has 5 exons. Gene Ontology annotation, molecular function: GTP binding; GTPase activity.